Messenger RNA from Paramecium octaurelia, 353 nucleotides. The record is from the annotation of a GenBank genome assembly. NCBI's taxonomy places the organism in Eukaryota, Ciliophora, Oligohymenophorea, Peniculida, Parameciidae.
AUGGAAAAUAGGUUCACUAAAGUAGGGGAUCAAUAAACUAAUAAAUCUUGUCGCUUAAAUAAGUUUGUAAAUGAUUCAUCAUAUUCAUAAUUCAAUUUUACUACUUAAAAUCCAAUUUUUAUGGAAGGAGAAUUGAUAGAUGCUGGAUCUUUUGGAUAAGUAUACAUGGUAUAGGAUAAUAGGACAGGCAAAAUUUAUGCAGUAAAGAAAAUUAAUUUGAAAAGAGACUUUGAUUAGGAAGAUUUGUAAGGUAAGAAAUGUGAAAUUGAUAUAUUGAAGAAAAUAAAUCAUAAGAAUAUAAUAAGAUAUGUUUGGAAUCAAGAGAGCGAAGAUUGUAAGUUCUUAUUACCUGA